Molecule: messenger RNA, 761 nt
Organism: Camelus dromedarius (Arabian camel)
Lineage: Eukaryota; Metazoa; Chordata; Mammalia; Artiodactyla; Camelidae
Gene: CFAP97D1
Product: CFAP97 domain containing 1
Exons: 6
Coding region: 74-568 (164 amino acids)
Biological process (GO): sperm axoneme assembly
Source: RefSeq, a predicted model, not a curated record
AUCAUGGAAACAACUAAGUACCUCACAGAGGAGGCUGGAUGCCUCAUUUCUGAAGUAAGACUAGAAAGAGAAGAUGAACAAUUCCCUGGAUUAUCUAGCCUACCCUGUAAUCGUCUCUAAUCAUAGGCAGAGCACAUCAUUCAGGAAGAAAUUGGACUUUGGCCACUAUGCAUUUCAUAAGAAUAGAAUACAAAUAGUGAAGCCUACUGUUGACACCAAACCCCCAGCGGCGCACACACAUCACAUUUUAAAAUUGAGCAAACUUCAGAGUGAACAAAAGAGAAUCGACAAAAUCGAAUACGAAAACAAGCAACUGUGUCAGAAAAUCGCCAACGCCCACCGUGGCCCCGCCAAGGUGGAUUGCUGGAACGAAUAUUUUUCCAAGAGCUUAAACAGAGAAACAAGGAACCGGGAGCUAGUGAGAAUCACCGUGGAAAACCAGGGCAUUCUGAAGAGGCUUGGUGAUCGCAAACCCCACUAUGACCGCAGGGCGUCAGAGAUAGACUGGCAGAAUUCGAGGCGCUACAUCAGAAAUACAACCAGGUAUCUUCUCUCCGGAGAUGAAUAGCCAACAAUCCCCUGAACCCUUUCCCUGGCCUGUAAAGGUGGAACUCAGCUACCUGUGGCUUCAGCAAGAGAGUCACUGUCCUGAACAGCAUGUAGGAAAGACUGCCCCCCACCCCAGACCACCCCUUGUCUCCAUCUUGGAUUAGCCUGCUGGAUCUGAAGUUGGUGUUUCAGUUAAAAAUUACCUGGGUUUG